Molecule: messenger RNA, 903 nt
Organism: Neospora caninum
Lineage: Eukaryota; Apicomplexa; Conoidasida; Eucoccidiorida; Sarcocystidae
Exons: 5
Coding region: 1-903 (300 amino acids)
Source: RefSeq, a predicted model, not a curated record
AUGCGCAGGUCAGCGGGGCGAGCGGUAUGUGCGUGGAUUGUUCGGUGCACGCAGAGCCGCCUCGGAGACACCAGGCAGGGCGAGGCCAACGAAGAGGACGUGUCUCUUCCAACCGAUGAGACGAGCGUGGAAUGUCGGAACCGCGUCGCUGAAAGGCUUCCAAACGCAGAGCCCGAGACGCGCAGCUUCGUGGAAUUCGACUCCACGAAUCAAAGUGAACCGCGCCGACAGGAACGAAAAAAGACCGCUGAGAGAACUCGCGCGGAGAACGGCAGGGGGGAGGGCCACUCGAAAAGCAAAACCGAAGAAGAAGCCCAAGACGCAGGAGGAGGCGAAGAAGAGAGGAUACAGGAGGAAGAACGAGGUGAAGAAGGGACACGGUUAAGCGAGGAAGUGAAGAAGAAAGUGAAGAAUGCGACGUCGUCGUCAAGGGAGUCAGGCGCAACAAUGCAGGGUUUUUCGCAAGAGAAGCGGGGCCGCUCUGUGGGCCUUGGGGAGGACUCUCGUCUCCUGCCUCGCGUUGUCGCCUGUCUUCGAGGUCACCGGACACCUGCGACCGCAGAGGAAGGAGAAGAGGCUUUCAAAGUUUUGAAGGCUCUCGAAGAUUUCUUCUGCGCAGCUGCCGAGCAGUUUCGGAGGCGAUCGCGUCACAGAGAAAACCCCCUAUUUUUUCGAAGGCCCGUGAAGGAAACGUGUCCGUGCCCGUGCGGCGAGGGCGGCACCGCCGUUGGCUGCUCCGCCAAGGCGCUCAAAAAAACUUUUCAGCACGAAGCAGCUCGGCUGAGGGGCGAGCUCGCCACCCGCCGUCUCGGGGCGUUCGGCGCAGGAGAUCUCUUUCUCUCCUGGCUAGCGAAUGACAACCCCGCUCAGACAUCACCCGACCUCCUCCGCAGCCUCAUGUAG